Zasmidium cellare ATCC 36951 is the source of this 1542-nucleotide messenger RNA. RefSeq lists its product as uncharacterized. The record is from RefSeq and is a predicted model, not a curated record. The transcript has a single exon. NCBI's taxonomy places the organism in Eukaryota, Fungi, Ascomycota, Dothideomycetes, Mycosphaerellales, Mycosphaerellaceae. Bases 1 to 1542 code for a protein of 513 amino acids.
AUGGACUCACUAUCACCCGCGACGCCUGAACAAACCGCGCAAAACCAAUCACUUCGCAAAGGAUACGAAGUGUACUGCGCCAGCCCGACGGUUCCUGUUCUCGACACAUUGCUGAACAUUCUCGGGGACCACCCACUGAAAAAGGAGGUCAAGGAUACAUACAACCGCUUGGUGCACAAGGGUGUUCAAGGUCUUCCUCAUGCUGCACACGCUGUGCUCCUAUUCUGUGUCUUCGAGGCGCUCUGCGACGACACUCCCGUCAACCCAAACCUCAUCAACCGCUUCCACAAGAUGCUUACUGGGCUGGAGCAACGGUUCGACUAUCUCCCUCGACACUGCUGCUCGAACAAUGCGAUCUACAACCACAUCUACGGCAUGUUCACAGCGUGUAUCAUCGCUGAUGAAGCUGUCAUCCCCGCGGAUCUGGCUCGCAUUUUCCGCAAUUCUGAAGGCAACGACGAGAUCUUGCAAGGCUUCGAGGCUUGGCUGCAAGUCAGCAACACGACGGUUCACAACAGCUACCACCCGGCUUUCCACAACGCCGUGCGAGAUACUGUCCGUCUGUUCCUUGCUAGGGCACCGCAACCUCAGCCGCACAUCCUCAUCAGUGUCAUGGUCGCAGCCGAGCAAUGGGCUAUCUACCUCCCAAUUGCCAACCACAUGGCCAAGUUCGGCGUCCACAUCGACCUCGACCCGAAAAAACAGCAGCUCUACAACCAAAGUGCGGCAAUGCAGGUCGAGCCGAGAGUCGCAGCUCUCCACGUUCGAGCACCGACCCAGCGCAGCGUCUUCGCAAACCCACCACCAGGCUCUGAUACGCCUUGGCAGGUGCUGCCACCUGUUCCAGACCCGUUCCCGGCUCAAAACACCCAGUCACUUCCAGCCAUGAACCCAGGCGGCUUCUAUCAGAACGGAGAGGCACAACAAGGAGCUCAGCGCCAGCGAUCCCCUUCAAGCCCACAGACCUUCCAGCCUCGGCGGACGGUGUCUCUCGCUCAGCAGAGCCAGCAGGUAAACAAGCCCCAAAGCCUCCUCGCAGCACACCUCGCCCAGUUCGACGGACAAGGUCGUCGACGUGCUUCAGCACCACAGGUCAACGCCGCCGGCUCUCGGGGCGCCUACCCGAUGCCUGUUUCGACCCCAUCGAGUCAAACUGAGCCACGUCGGGUUUCCACACCAUCGGCAAUGUCCGAAGUCUCCGAUACGAUCCAUGUAACGAGAAAAUCUCAGCAGCAGUCGAGGUACGCAGAUAUGUUCGCGAAGCAGGCCGAGCAGCAUCCCGCCAAGCAACAGCCUCGACCACAGCCUGUUCGAUCACAGGCUACCCGGAUGCCUCCACCGCCAACGCCCAAGAAGCAAACACCCAAGAAGCAAGCGACGGAGCAGACGCCGACUCGAAGCAGUACACGUCGUCGUUCGGCUGCAUCCGCUCCGAGACAGAUCAAGUAUGAUCGAGAUUCUUCUGAUGAAGAUGAGGACGAGGAUGUUGCGAGGAUGGUUGUGCCGGAUGAUGAUCCGAAUGAUGAGGAUUUUAUGGGUUGA